CUCUCAUCUUCAGUUCCGAGCAGAUCUCCAGCUCCUCCUCGACACCAUGCAGUACCUCAGGGUCGUCGCUGUCCUCGUGGCGCUCGCCGCCGUGGCCUCCGCCUACCCGGGCUUCAUCCCAACCGCCUACGUGGCCGACCACGGCUAUGCCCAAGAAGAGUACGAUUCCCACCCCAAGUACGCCUUCAAGUACGGAGUGCACGACGCUCACACCGGGGACGUGAAGAGCGCCUCCGAGCACCGCGAUGGCGACGUGGUCAAGGGCGAGUACUCCCUGCUCCAGCCCGACGGCACCACCCGCACCGUGCACUACACCGCCGACGACCACAACGGCUUCAACGCCGUCGUCACCAACUCCGGCCACGCCGUCCACGCCGCCGCCCCCGUCCUCGCCCUCAGCCACUACUGAGGACAACGGACGCCGCGCCGUUGACAAACGCUCACUGCAGUACCAAAGAGAGAAUAAACAGAGCUUAUUAUUUUUGCCGUAAAA
Messenger RNA from Frankliniella occidentalis (western flower thrips), 493 nucleotides. Its product is annotated as cuticle protein 19-like. The record is from RefSeq and is a predicted model, not a curated record. Bases 47 to 409 code for a protein of 120 amino acids. NCBI's taxonomy places the organism in Eukaryota, Metazoa, Arthropoda, Insecta, Thysanoptera, Thripidae. Gene Ontology annotation, cellular component: extracellular matrix. The transcript is spliced from 3 exons.